CAGCCAACCGGUUUUGUCCCUCUUUUUGCUAUUCAGCUCUGGAAAUCCGCAGACACAUACACACCUGAGUGUAUAUGCUAACGCUCUUUUCUAUUACGCACGAACCUUUUUCAAGAUGAGACUCUCAACAUUCUUUCAGACCGUCUUCACCGUGGCCGUCGCCACCUCGUCUGCUACCGCGCUGGCGAUCGGGGAGGAUGCCAACGCCCUCAAGCCUCGGGUUUUCAACUGCAACAAGGAAGCCAUCAACGCCUGUGUUGCCUCUACCGGGCAGCAGAGUGAGGAUUGUUUCGGCCACCUCUGCGCCGGCAGACCGCUGAAGAAGGUGGUGAAGCGCCAGGAUCAAUGCACCGAGGAGAACCUCCUUCAAUGCGCCAUAUUGGAUUGGAAUGAGGCGCAAGCAUGCUUCCAGGACCUGUGCCUAUAAUCAACGGCCAU
Messenger RNA from Xylaria bambusicola, 438 nucleotides. RefSeq lists its product as uncharacterized. Bases 116 to 427 code for a protein of 103 amino acids. The record is from RefSeq and is a predicted model, not a curated record. The transcript has a single exon. NCBI's taxonomy places the organism in Eukaryota, Fungi, Ascomycota, Sordariomycetes, Xylariales, Xylariaceae.